Malassezia sympodialis ATCC 42132 is the source of this 618-nucleotide messenger RNA. Lineage: Eukaryota; Fungi; Basidiomycota; Malasseziomycetes; Malasseziales; Malasseziaceae. The record is from the annotation of a RefSeq genome assembly.
AUGCGGUUCUCUUUCCUUGCCGCCACCUUGUGUUUCUGUGCACUUGCAUCUGCUGCGACUGUGCAAAAGCGCGGCGAUGAUGACGCGAAGAUUUACCUGAUUCGACACGGCGAAAAGGUCAAUGACGAUACGGUAGGUCUCUCGUCUGCCGGCCAGCAGCGUGCUCAAUGCGUUGCUGACCUAUUUUCGCAGGAAGACAAGAAAGUGGACGCUAUCAUUACCCAAGAUUUCAAGUCAGAUGGAUCGCGCAUCCGUCCUUACGACACGGCCAAGCCGCUCGCCGACCGCCUGGGGCUGACUAUUGACCACCACUGUGACCGCGACGAUGACGACUGUGCAGCGGACACGGUCUCUGACGCCGCAAAGAACGGUGCCAAGACUAUCCUGGUUUGCUGGGAACACGAUGCGCUUAGUGACAUUGCCGACAAACUCGGCAUUGACGACCUCGACUACCCUGGUGAUCGCUUCGACAUUGUCUUCCAAAUGUAUGGCGGCGAGAUGGACUCAAUCUUCUCCGAGGGCUGCCCUGGUCUCGACGACAAAUACCAGGGCUGGGUUGGCACGCGCAAGGACAACCUGAUUGAUGACGACAGCUGGGCUCAUGGAGCUGGUAAGUAG